AUGGCGGAGCCCGAGUCCGCGCCCGCCGGCCUCGCAGACGCCGUGCUGCUGGCGCCUCUCACUGAGGACUCUUUCUUGCACAAUUUACAUGUGCGCUACAAACGAGACAUCAUUUAUACGUACGUUGGCAACGCGCUCGUGUCGGUGAACCCGUGCCGGCCUCUGCCGCUGUAUUCGGCUGAGCUCGUCCGAACUUACCUGGCGCGCCCACCCUACUUACUACCGCCUCACCUGUACGCCAUAACGGCCACCGCUUAUCGCUGGGUUCGCGACAGAAACGAAAACCAAUGCAUCGUGAUAACAGGCGAGAGCGGCGCGGGCAAGACGGAGGCGGCGCGCGUGUGCCUGCAGUGCGCCGUGGUGGCGGGGGGCGGCGGCGGGGGCGCGCUGGCGGCGGCCGGCACGCUGCUCGAAGCCUUCGGGAACGCGGCCACCGCGCGCAACCACAACGCCAGCAGAUUCGGCAAACUCCUCGAUAUAGAGUUCGACUUCAAAGGUGAACCCGUCGGCGGCCACAUAACUCACUACCUCUUGGAGAAGGAGCGCGUGUGCCGUACGGCGGAGGGCGAGCGAAACUUCCAUGUGCUGUACCAGCUGCUGGCUGGCGCAGACGCGCAUCUUCUCAAGCGCCUGAGGCUGCAGCGCUCGUGGGAGCAGUACCGCGUGCUGCGCGGCGCGGCGCCGGGCGCCAGCGCGUCGCCGCGCCGCGCGCCGCCGCCGCCGGGCCCGCGCGCGCCGCACGCCGACCGGGACCACUUCGCCUUCACCAAGGCCGCGAUGGGAGCACUGGGUUUUAGUGCGGGACAGUGUGGUGCCGUGCUACGUCUGCUCGCCUUUCUACUGAAGCUUGGUAACGUGCAGUUCGAGCCGCAGCACAACAUCGAUGGCUCCAUCGGCACUCGCCUGCAGCACGAAUACGAGUUACGCGAGGCGUGUGCGCUGGUGGGCGUGGAGGCCGACGCGCUGGUGCUGGCGUUGGGCGCCGCGCCGCCUCUCGCGCCGCACGACGACGGCGCGCCACUCGAGGAGGCGUGUUCAGUGGAGGAGGAGUGCAGCUCGGAGGCGGGGUCGGAGGCCGAGGGCGCCGGCGCGGAGUGGGCGCGUGCGCUGCGCGACCGCCUGCUGUGCGCGCUGUACUCGCGGCUCUUCACGUGGCUCGUGAACGCCGUCAACGACGCCGUCAAGCCCGCGGCGGUGGGCGCGCGGCGCUCGCUGGGCAUCCUGGACGUGUACGGGCUGGAGGCGCUGGCGCACAACGGGCUGGAGCGGCUGCUGAUCAACUACGCGGCCGAGCGCGUGCAGGCCGCCGUCACCGCGGGCUCGCUGCGGCGCGAGCAGGAGGAGUACGCGCGCGAGGGCCUGGCCUGGGCGCCGCUGCCCUUCGCCGACCACGAGCUGUACGCGGACCUGCUGGACGCGGGCCCCGAAAGCGUGCUGGGCGCACUGCGAGAGUGCUCGGCGCGCGGCGCCAGCGACUCCGUCUUCCUCCAGCGCCUGCAACGUCGCCGGCACCCGCGCCUCAUCGUGCUUCCACCAGACCGCUUUCAAGUGGUGCACUUCGGCGGCGCGGUGACGUACAGUGCGAAAGGCAUCGUGCAGAAGAACCGCGACGCGCUGUGCCGGCGCUGCUGCGGCGUGCUGGCGGCGGCGCGCGAGCCCCUGCUGGCCGCGCUGUUCGCCGCCGGCUCCCCGCGGCGGCCGUGCGCGCUGGCGUGCCGGCAGCGCGCGCUGGUGGGCGCGCUGGUGCGGCGCCUGCCGCCCGCGCCGCGCCUCGUGCGCUGCCUGCGCAACGACGCCGCGCUGCGCCCGCACCGUUUCGACGCCGCGCUGCUGCGCCACCAGUUGCGCACGCAGGGGAUCAUGGACAUGGCGCUGCUGCGGCGCGCCGGCUGGUGCGAGUCGCUGUGCGCGCGCGGCGUGCUGGCGCGCUACGGCGUGCUGCGGCCGCGCCCGCCCGCCCCCGCCGCCCCCGCGCCCCCCUCGCCCGCCGAGCGCGACGAGCCGGUGCGCUCGGCGCGGGCGCUGCUGCGCGCCCUGCCCAUCCCUAGCGCCGAGUUCGCCUACGGUCGGACCAAGGUCUUCAUUCGCAGUCCAAGAACGGUGUGGGAGCUGGAGGCGCUGCGCGCGGCGCGCGUGGAGCAGCUGGUGAGGGUCGCUCAGCGCGCCUGGCGACGCUACCGCGCGCGGCGCCGACACUGCGCUGCGCUGCGCAUCGCGCGCGCCUGGCGACGCUACCGGCGGCCCGCCGGUGGCGAGGCGGCGGGCGGGGCGGGCGGCGCGCGCGGCGCGGCGCUCGUGAUCUGGCGCGCGUGGUGCGCGCACGCGCGGCGCGCCUACCUGGCGGCGCUGUGGGCGCGGCUGCCGGCGCGCCACCGCUCGCCCGCGUGCGCCGCCUGGCCGCCGUGCCCGCAGCCGCGCCUGCUGGCGCGCACCGACGCGCUGCUGCGCCGCCUGCACCACCGCUGGCGCUGCGACCUCUACCGCCGCGCCUUCGACCAGACGGCGCGCAACCGCAUGCGCGAGAAGGUCACCGCGAGCGUGCUCUUCAAGGACCGCAAGUUAAACUACGCGCGCAGCGUCGGCCACCCGUUCGUCGGCGACUACGUGCGCUUACGUGCGUCGGCGGCCUGGCGCCGCGGCCUGGGCGCCGCCACCGCCGACCGCUACGUGGUGUUCGCGGACGUGGUGGGCAAGGUGGCGCGCUCCAGCGGCCGCGUGUCGCGCUGCCUGGCCGUGGUGUCCACGGGGGCGCUGCUGCUGCUCGAGGCGCGCUCGCUGCGGCUCAAGCGCCGCGUGCCCGCGCACUGCGUCUACCGCCUGUCGCUGUCGCCCUACGCCGACGACCUGCUCGUCGUGCACGUGCGCGCGUGCGGCGGGCUGGAGAGCUCGGCGGAGGAGCUGUCGCAGUGCUCGUCGCGCUCGGCGGCGGACGCGCCGGGCUGCCUGUUCGGCGGCGAGGGCGCGUGGCGGCGGCGCGGCGACGUGCUGCUGCGCACGUGCCACGUGCUGGAGCUGGCCACCAAGCUGUUCCUCGUCGUGCAGAACGCCGUGGGCGCGCCGCCGCACGUCAACGUCGCCACCGAGUUCGAGGCGAACUUCGGGCAGCAGAUGGUGACGGUGUCGUUCCACGCGGUGGGCGGCGCGGCGGGGGACGGCGGCGCGCGCCUGCUCCGGCGCGGCAGCCGCAUGGACGUGUUGCUGUGA
Molecule: messenger RNA, 3204 nt
Organism: Melitaea cinxia (Glanville fritillary)
Lineage: Eukaryota; Metazoa; Arthropoda; Insecta; Lepidoptera; Nymphalidae
Product: unconventional myosin-Ia
Exons: 22
Coding region: 1-3204 (1067 amino acids)
Biological process (GO): actin filament organization; vesicle transport along actin filament
Cellular component (GO): vesicle; actin cytoskeleton; myosin complex
Molecular function (GO): microfilament motor activity; actin filament binding; ATP binding
Source: RefSeq, a predicted model, not a curated record